UUGUCUCUGGCAUCAGUUGAUACAACAACGGUCAACGACACGCCAAACACCACUUCUGAUAUGGACACCACACAACAGAUCCUGGGCUGGUACACCAAGCUGUACAGCCGUCGAGUGGAUCUCGUCGGUGAUUUUGCGGGCAGCGAACGGUUCCUGAUCCACGGCGAGUCUCUACUUUUGCACUGCUUCAGCGACCAGCAUAUCGACUUUGAUCCUGGGUAUCAAUUGCUUCAUGCCACUUACACGGUCGAAAAGUUCUUGCACGGUCUAGUUUCUCGGGGUUGCAAUUUCCACGUAGCCUUCUUCGACGAACAUCAGGAUCUCUGUGUACCCCAGGACGUGUCUCCUGCGAUCAGCGAGAAAUAUCUUCUCGCGCGGGCAGCUGUCAUUCGCCACCUGCAAGUCAACUUGCGGAACGCCGAUUCUGAUAUUGACAUCAACGUAUUUCCGUCUGCUUCCUCUGAACUAUUCCAGCAGUACUUACAGGCUACCGAUAUCUACUUCGUGCUAUGCCAUGAUGGAGCCUCGUUCAAAGACUUGCAGAGGAAACCCAUUUCGCAAAAAAGCUUGGACGCCUUCCAGGAUGGAGACGAUAGCUUCCGUGAGCGUCAACAGCGCUACAAAUCAUCCCUCCGUACGCUCAUCUACAGUAUGAUGCAGCAAGGGUACAGCACAGCAUUGAUCAACGGAUUGGAGUGGCAAGACACAAAAGUCAUUACGACAGUGAUUGAACCCUCCCGGUUAAUGACUUUCGGGAUUCCCUCAACAAAUCUUGCCCACAAUGAAGAGUCGAAUGAGGAUCCAUCUUUCGCAAGCAAAUCCUUGCAGACUAUCAGGGCAUCAAGCGAGCAAGUCUUCACAGAGCGAGAGUAUCUUACUGUGCUCGUCGCAUCGAAACUAGCAUCCAAGAGCGAGGUCUAUCACGACCUUUCCGCCGCACUUCUCCGUCACACAGCAUUGCUCUCGGAAGUUCGCCUGUCGGACCGACAUAUCGAUUCUCAAGAGAUCUCGCCAGAUGCUCACAGCUUUGUUCUAGAGUUUUGCCGCGAAGCACGCGCACUUCUCAAACAGGCGACAUGGGCAGAAGACGUCGAGGAGAUCAAUGCCACCUGCGAUGUCGCGGAUCUCAUUGAUGGACGACUCUUUGCCUCCUGCGUUCAGACGCCCACAAUAGGUACUGGUGAGCUUUUCAAGUCGUUGCAAACCGCAGCAGCAUCUUUGGGUGUACAAGGUGAAUCAGAUCAAUCGAAUGGUACCCAAACAGCCUCCAAGGACGCAAGUGCGAGUAAAGACCAGUCGAAUGAGGCCUCUUCAUAUGGCGUCCUGCCAUUCUCAAACAGUGUCUUCGACGAACAUCUUAACCCAAUUAAGCUGGACGUAGAGAAGUCUGCUGGUAGAGUAGAUCCUACAUCAGCAAGAAUCUUCCGUGAGGUGUCACACUGGCAGAACGAGCGACGCAUCGAUCAGAAGCAGCAAGGCCCCCCAGUAAAGGACCCAAAAGCAGAGAAACGCGCUCUUCGCCGCAAUCAGUUCUUCAUGGCGGAAAUGACAUCGUAUGCCGCUAGUCUUACCAAUGCAGUUGGCAAGGUGUUAGAGCCGGAGAUCAUAACCACAGGCGCCAAAUCAAAGCUACCGCCUGCGAAGCCCACUCCCGCUCCUAGCCAGAAACAGGAAAACUCCAAGCCCAAAAAAGAAUCGAAGAACGCGAAAGGCUCGAGGAAGGAGCUCAUGCUGGCGAACAUUGCCGCAGACUCUGAGCGUAAAGACGAGGAGAGCGCUAAGAAGCAUCUGAUGGCUUGGGCAACAUUCUGUGAAGGCUUGAGAAAGCAGGAAGCAGUGUCACGGUACGAGAAGGCAAAGCAAUACUUGAACAACAUCAACGAUGACCUCAAACGACGGACACUCGAAGCAGAAGUGCGACUUUAUAUGCUCAGUGUACUGUUGGAAAUCUGGACAGCUUAUUGCCGGAAGUCGAAGAAAGACGAAGGUAUGCAUGUCGCUGCGCUUAUAUUCGACAUCAUCAGGGAAUUCUCCAAACUUUCUACUGUCACUGGGGCAGUUGCAACACGCCUGAAGCUCACUAUCGAGAGCCUCAAGCUGCCCCCCAUGCAAGUACCGGCACAGCAGGGUGACCGAAAGCUCCCUUUCGAGUUCGCCUUGGAUGAGUCCUCCACUGUAGACCUUUCCGUACCUCUAUCAUCCGAAGAGUUCCAGUUGCUUCAUUGUGGACCGUACUUUGACCGGACUAUGGAUUCGGCACCUGACUCUCGUGUGCCAUUCGAACCAGAUGCGUGGCAGCGCAGGGUUCUGGACGAGAUUGAUGCCCGCCGCAGCUUGCUCGUCAUCGCUCCAACAUCCGCCGGUAAAACUUUCAUCUCGUUCUACGCUAUGAAGCAGGUACUAGAGUUCAACGAACAGGACAUCUUGGUGUAUGUCGCUCCGACCAAGGCGUUGGUCAACCAAAUCGCUGCCGAAGUUCAAGCUCGUUUCUCCAAGCAGUACAAGUACGCCAAUUCAGUCUGGGGGAUCCACACGAGAGAUACUCGUAUCAACAAUCCUACGGGUUGCCAGAUCUUGGUAACCGUACCUCACAUCCUCCAGAUCAUGUUGCUUGCGCCAAACAACGCGAACAGUUGGUCCAAGCGAGUCAAGUGGAUCAUCUUUGAUGAAGUUCACUGCAUUGGUCAAGCCGAAGACGGUCUAAUCUGGGAGCAGUUACUGCUCAUGGCCCCUUGCCCCAUCAUUGCUCUGUCUGCUACAAUUGGCAAUGCUGAGGCCUUCAACGAUUGGCUCGAAUCUACUCAGAAGGCUGCAGGCAACGAACUUGUUAUGGUUGAACACAAACACAGAUACUCCGACCUACGCAAAUACGUCUACACGCCACCCACCGAGCGGGCUGACUGUCUGCCUCUUCCCUCGAAUCGCGCAUUCGCUCAACUCGCUUUGACAGAAGGCUCCGAAUUCACAUUCCUUCACCCUGUAACUAGCUUGACGAACCGAGCACGAGGAAUGCCAACCGAUUUGACGCUUGAAGCACGCGACUGCUUCACCUUGUGGCAGAGCAUGUCAAAGCACCAGACCGCCAAAUUUUCGUUGGACAAAUCGCUGGAUCCAUCUACCACUCUUCCUGAUGUCAUGAGGAAGAUCGAUAUCAUUGAGUGGCAGUCUUCUCUCAAGACUGUACUCCGUGCGUGGAUGGCAGAUAGCGACUCGCCUUUCACAGAAGUUUUGAAGGACUUGGAAGGGCCUUUGGUAAAGUCCAUGCUUGUGUCCAAAAACGGCGGAAGUGCCGAGUCUACCCGCGACGACUCAGAUAUCGAUGAGAUGGAGCUUGAUCACGAUGUCGAGAACAUCUUGCCUCUCUUGGCAAGCCUUAAUCAGCAAGAUGCGCUGCCCGGCAUUAUCUUCAACUACGAUCGAUCUGCUUGCGAGAGAAUGUGUCAGACACUCUUGACUCAACUGACGGACGCAGAAACUGCGUGGAAAGAGUCCAGUCCUAAAUGGCAAGAAAAACUACGAGAUUGGGACGAGUGGAAGAAGGAGGCCGCCAGACAAGAAAAGCAGGGUGUUCGUGGAUCGUCGAAGGGCAUGACGAAGGAGGACAAGAUGAGGGAAGCUGCCAGCCAAGAAGUCAAUCCCUUCGCAUCGUUCGACCCCGACAGACCUCAGGAAGGGUUUCAUUUCGCGAACAACAAGAAAUGCGCUCAAGAGGAGCUCCGUGAGUAUGAGAGAGAGAUGCGUUACCGUGGAGUCGACGAAUGGCUGCUGGAUGGACUCAGACGAGGUAUCGCUGUCCAUCAUGCUGGUAUGAACCGCAAGUACAGAUACGUUGUUGAGAUGCUCUUCCGGAGGGGCUACUUGAGGGUCGUCAUUGCUACCGGAACGCUAGCCCUCGGUAUCAACAUGCCCUGUAAGACUGUUGUGUUCUCGGGUGAUUCUGUAUUCCUGACGGCUCUCAACUUCCGUCAGGCCGCUGGUCGUGCCGGUCGUCGAGGCUUCGACAUGCUCGGAAACGUCGUCUUCCAUGGGAUCUCACUUAGCAAGAUCCAUAAACUGAUCAGCUCUCGCCUUCCUGACUUGAACGGACAUUUCCCAAUCACGACUACACUUGUCCUGAGGUUGUUUGCGCUUCUUCAUUCGUCAGAGAAUUCCGCCUUCGCAGUCCGUUGCAUCAAUGCAAUGCUCUCGCAGCCGCGACUAUACCUCGGCGGAGAGGACGCCAAGAUGACGGUUCUCCACCACCUGCGAUUCUCCAUUGAAUACCUUCGACGCCAGUCCCUUUUGGACUCGCAGGGUGUGCCUCUGAAUUUCGCAGGCGCUGUCAGUCAUCUGUACUUCACAGAGAACUCGUCUUUUGCUUUCCAUGCACUACUCAAAGAUGGAUAUUUCCAUGAGCUGUGUGCAAAGAUUGAUACGAGCAAGGAGGCGGUCCUACGCGAACUCAUGCUAACAUUGUCUCACCUUUUCGGACGGCGCCACUGCAGACAAGCCGAUCAGGAGUCUAUCCAGGUUGUCAAGGGAAGCACUUCGAUUGUGUUCUUGCCAUCUAUGCCUGAGCAGGCCAAAAACAUUCUGCGCAAUCACAACAAGACGACGCUCGAUAUCUUCACAGCAUACGUUCGUACCUUCGUGGACCAACACGUCAAGGAGCCGGACAAUACCCUGCCAUUGACUUCAGUCGUGGUCGGUGGCGAUUCUUCCGUAGAUGGCCUGGCGCAUCGUACACCUACCAAGGUCAGGUCUUCCUUUGUCGCUCUCUCCGGAUCCGGUGAUACAUUCGAGUCAAUCCACGACCUUUGCAGCACCAGUCGCUCUGGCGUUUUCCUGGAAGAAGCUGUUGUGCCCCAUCUGGGGCUCUACCCAGAGGACUCCGACUUGCCACUCAAUGCCUACCUGUACGACUUCUUCAUGCAUGGCAACCCUGUUGCCCUCACCACUGCCAAUCGCAUCCGCAAGGGCGACAUCUGGUUUGCACUCAACGACCUCAGUAUGGUGCUGGCUACUAUCGUCACUAGCUUGUCCAACUUCAUGAAACUCUCAACCGAGUCUGAUCUUGACUUCAUCGACGUGAGAGGUGGAGGUGAUGAGGAAGAAGAGAACAAGGAGGACAGAUUGCUCCCGAGCGAUUCCUCGGUGGCAACCUUCUCUACGGCCGGAUCCGUCGCGUCGUCCAACGUCAGUCAGCAGAAACAAGCGCUUCCUGUUCAGACGAAGAAGUCAAAGAAGAAGGUUGUGGAGUCAUGGGAUGAUGAGGAUGAGUCUGAGGAGGAUGAUGGUGGUGAGAAUUGGGACGACGGUGAGGACUCGGACCAGGAGCCGGUUGCUUGGGAGGAGGGUGCAGGAUUACUGAAUGUGCUCAAGGCGUUCAAGACGCUGAAGGAGGAGUUUGACACCAAGUUCAAGGCUAUGUGGGCUUAGAUGUGGGGUUCACGGGGAUGUUUGCUGAGGAAAGAAAAAGUGGGCAUCUUUUUGGGGCUUUGGUAAUGCCCUCCCCAUGUGUUCGAGGUUGAUGAGAUAACCGUCAGUACCCAUGAAGAAUCACAGAAAAGCGUUGUAGUUAGAAUAGUGUUCUUACCAAGUAAUGCACGGCUAUGACGCGGCAGGGCUACCUAAUCAAAAAGGUGACGACGCUCC
This is a messenger RNA of Dothidotthia symphoricarpi CBS 119687, 5634 nucleotides long. RefSeq names its product P-loop containing nucleoside triphosphate hydrolase protein. Lineage: Eukaryota; Fungi; Ascomycota; Dothideomycetes; Pleosporales; Dothidotthiaceae. Gene Ontology annotation, cellular component: cytoplasm. The transcript has 5 exons. The record is from RefSeq and is a predicted model, not a curated record. Bases 61 to 5418 code for a protein of 1785 amino acids. Gene Ontology annotation, molecular function: ATP binding; nucleic acid binding.